Messenger RNA from Dermacentor silvarum, 927 nucleotides. RefSeq lists its product as uncharacterized. The record is from RefSeq and is a predicted model, not a curated record. The transcript is spliced from 2 exons. Bases 161 to 505 code for a protein of 114 amino acids. Lineage: Eukaryota; Metazoa; Arthropoda; Arachnida; Ixodida; Ixodidae.
AGCGCCCCGACCGUGCUAUCGAGGAAGCGUGUUGUUCAACCCAACAACUGGCGAAGCCAGCAAACGCCUGUGGCCCCCUCCCCCGACAAGGACGUGCUACGAAGUAGAGCGAGCGGUGCCGCGUCUUUGAAGAAAAAAAGAGGCGCUAUUGUGUUCGAGCAUGGACGCUAUGGACGCUGUCACGGCCGUCGUAUGCGUCACAGCGUCGUUGGCCACCGUCUGGUGCGUGUCUGAGGCCUACCUCCGAUACGUGUUCUCCAAACGCGUCGUCGAAGGUACGUUACCCUCCAACGUGCGUCAUUCGGUGCAGACCAGCUCUUACGGAACCUUGAUCGACGCCUGCCAAGAGAUGACUCCGUCCUACCGCGAUGACCAGGCCACAAGCGCCGGCGAAUCGCUGAACGCCGUGCUGAUCAUAGAAGACUCGAAACCUCCACCGUACGACCAAUGCCUCAUGCAAGAGUCCGAACCGCCGCCUUACGUGGAAUCCCUGGCGGGAGAGUGAACGGCGAGACAUGAGCCUGGGACACUUGACCACUGAUUUGCCUAAAAGAAGGCAUUAUCCGAGCAUAGCACUAUGACGCGGACGAACGUCCGGAUUUGAGGUUAGACGUCACGAAGCCAGAUGACGCAACAGUGACAUCACUUCCCUUCACUUGCUUGCGCACGCGCCAUGCGUGCGAAGCGGCGUCACGUAUGAGCGCAUGUUCCAAACGCCACGUCAUCUCAGUUUUCGCCCUAAGGCCGAGCGUGUAUCCGAUCCUAAAUGCAAACUGUCACUGUGGCACUCGUUUUACAUAUAGGCACAGCUACAAUCACUUAAGUGCGUGCUAUCUUUUUUAAAACGUUUUAACUCUUGACAUCGAAGCCCACAGCCAUGACGCCGUGCUGCUGAACUAAUAAAAGCUGUGAACGAAUUAUAACGCA